Rubroshorea leprosula is the source of this 2901-nucleotide messenger RNA. NCBI's taxonomy places the organism in Eukaryota, Viridiplantae, Streptophyta, Magnoliopsida, Malvales, Dipterocarpaceae. The record is from the annotation of a GenBank genome assembly.
CACCUUCACUGUUGCCGCUGGAAGCCGGAGAAGUAAAAGAAAGGACGAUGACGACGGCGGUGGUCUCGUGAUGGCGUGCCGUCUCCGGCGAGAGAUAACUUUGCUCUGUUUUGAUUCCAUGAUAUAAAAAGCAAAAGUGUUUUAAACAAAGCGUCGAAGCAACAAAUUUUCGAUAAAGUGAAGCACGGGAAGAAAGCUGUUUUGGAGGAUUAGCUUAACCACCGGACGAAGGAACUUGCUAAUUUUGUUUUAUAAAAGGAAGGAACAAGGUGAUUUCUUGUUGCAGAGAAUGCGUGUGUUUUGGUUUUGAUUUUGAUUCCGAUAUGAGAGCUGCAAAUUUUCCGAUUCCGUCACUUCCCCGGUUGGUACUGUUGGUUUUGCUGGCUACGACGUCGUUUGGAGCCAAUGUAACGUACGAUCACAGAGCGAUCGUCAUUGACGGCAAGCGCCGCGUCCUGAUUUCCGGCUCCAUUCAUUAUCCGCGCAGUACUCCCGAGAUGUGGCCGGACCUCAUACAAAAAUCCAAGGACGGAGGGCUAGAUGUAAUUCAGACGUAUGUUUUUUGGAAUUUACAUGAGCCAGUAAGGAAUCAGUAUAAUUUCGAGGGACGGAAUGAUUUGGUUAAAUUCGUGAAGUUGGUGGGCGAAGCAGGUCUCUAUGUUCAUCUACGCAUCGGUCCAUAUUGGUCAGCAGGUAUGGCUAUCUCUUUGGAUACUGGAGUGCCAUGGGUAAUGUGCCAGCAAUCGGACGCUCCAGAUCCCAUUAUUAAUACCUGCAAUGGAUUCUACUGUGAUCAGUUCACCCCAAAUUCUAACACCAAACCUAAAAUGUGGACUGAGAAUUGGAGUGGAUGGUUUCUUCCCUUUGGUGGUUCUGUUCCCUAUAGGCCUGUGGAAGACCUUGCAUUUGCUGUUGCACGGUUUUACCAACGAGGUGGAACAUUCCAAAACUAUUAUAUGUAUCAUGGUGGAACAAAUUUUGGCCGGACCAGUGGGGGACCCUUUAUUGCUACUAGUUAUGAUUAUGAUGCUCCAAUUGAUGAGUAUGGGAUUCCUAGACAACCUAAGUGGGGUCACCUAAAAGAUGUGCACAAGGCAAUAAAGCUUUGUGAAGAAGCAUUAGUAGCUACUGACCCAACAUAUACUUCUCCUGGUCCAAACUUGGAGGCCACCGUAUACAAUACUGGAUCAGGAAUAUGUGCUGCUUUUCUUGCCAAUGUGGGCACAUCAGAUGUAACUGUCAACUUUAAUAGCAAUUCAUAUCGCCUGCCUGCAUGGUCUGUGAGCAUUUUGCCUGACUGCAAGAAUGUAGUUCUUAAUACUGCAAAGAUUAAUUCCAUGACCAUGAUUCCCAGCUUCAUGCACCAAGCUUUGAAUGUGGAUACUGAUUCCACUGAGGCAAUUGGCUCCGACUGGAGUUGGAUAAAUGAACCAGUGGGUAUCUCAAAGGAUGAUGCGUUUACCAAGUCUGGAUUAUCAGAGCAAAUAAACACUACUGCUGACCAAAGUGAUUACUUAUGGUACUCAUUGAGCAUUGAUAUAAAAGGAGAGGAGCCUUUUCUUGAAGAUGGAUUUGAAACUAUUCUUCAUGUGGAAUCACUUGGCCAUGCCCUUCGUGCUUUUAUAAAUGGGAAGCUUGCAGGGAGUGCAAACGGUAAUAGUGACAAUGCCAAGGUUGCAGUGGAAAUCCCUAUCACACUCGUACCUGGAAAGAACACAAUAGAUCUCCUGAGUAUGACCGUAGGACUUCAGAAUUAUGGAGCCUUUUUUGAUAAGUGGGGGGCGGGCAUUACUGGUCCAGUGGAGUUGAAAAGCUCAAAGAAUGGGAACAGCAUUGAUCUCUCCUCACAGCAGUGGACAUAUCAGAUUGGACUAAAAGGAGAAGAUUUAGGUCUGCCUACUGGAAGUUCUUCACAAUGGGUUUCACAACCUGACUUGCCCAAGAACCAGCCACUGAUAUGGUACAAGAAGUUGUUUGAUGCCCCUGCUGGAAAUGACCCAGUUUCCUUAGACUUCACUGGGAUGGGGAAGGGUGAGGCAUGGAUCAAUGGACAAAGUAUUGGACGUUAUUGGCCAACCUAUAUCUCUCCAAACAGUGGCUGCACUGACCCUUGUGAUUAUAGAGGAACUUACAAAUCAGAAAAAUGCCGGAAGAACUGUGGGAAGCCAUCCCAAGUACUAUAUCAUGUACCCCGCUCAUGGUUACAAUCAAGUGGCAACUCUCUUGUUUUGCUUGAGGAAAUUGGUGGGGAUCCAACACAGAUAGCUUUUGGAACCAGACAGAUGGGAAGUUUGUGCUCACAUGUGUCAGAGUCUCACCCAUUACCUGUGGACAUGUGGAAUUCAGCUUCAAAAACAGAAACAAAACCAGGGCCUACUCUGUCACUAACGUGCCCAUAUACAAAUCAGGUUAUUUCUUCAAUCAAAUUUGCUAGUUUCGGAACUCCUAGUGGAUCUUGUGGAAGUUUUAGCCAUGGCCAGUGCAGUAGUGCCAGGGCACUUUCCAUCCUACAAAAGGCGUGCAUUGGAUCAAGGAAUUGUAGUAUCCCGGUAUCAGCCAGUACAUUUGGUGAUCCGUGUGGAGGAGUAACAAAAAGUUUGGCAGUAGAAGCUUCCUGCACAUGAAGAAAUGUGCUAAUAAAACCAUGCAAUUGAUUUGGCAUGCAAGUGAAGCAUUCUACCCAAGUAAGUUUCAACCAAAUAAGCUUGUCUAUACAAACUAGCGCUUUCAACAAUGAAAUGAAAAAUAAAUGGUUUCAUACAACAGUGUAUUCUGAUUAUAUUACAAGAAAAAGAAUAAGAUUACAUUGAGAAGACACUCUGGUCCAUUGUAGAACUUAUGAAUGCGUCUUUUAGCAGCAGCUGUGCCUUCUUUUGUGACAAAGAAAAUGCAAAGCCAAUU